Messenger RNA from Lecanosticta acicola, 4529 nucleotides. NCBI's taxonomy places the organism in Eukaryota, Fungi, Ascomycota, Dothideomycetes, Mycosphaerellales, Mycosphaerellaceae. The record is from the annotation of a GenBank genome assembly.
AUGGAGGGCAGCUUGGACGGGCAAUCGCGCUCGCGCGUUUCCUUUGAAGAUGUCAAUAGAUCUCAGCAGCAGGUUACACUCGCGGAGACGGGCGGCAGCAGUCCGCGGGACUAUUUCUCUGUCGACGGCAGCGAUGAAGAGCUAGGAGAGGACAGCGAGUCCUUCAACUCGCGUCGGCGAGCUUCCCUCAACAUACGCAUCUCGCCAACCCAGGCGAAGCCGGACAUGGCCUUCACCGCGUUGCAAUACCUCCCCAUGCCUGUACUUGUCCUCUCGAGCAUGAAGACGGUGGUCUUGGCAAAUGAGGCCAUGGGACGACUUCUCGGCAUCGAUCCUGAGCCCGUGGACCAGGAGCACGUUGACGACACUCUGAUGGACCCACUCGAGAGACUCGCUAGUCGAGACAUGAAGAGUGCAACCGACAUCCUCUACGGCGUGACGCUUGGUCAGAUUGGUUUGGACUUGUUGCAGAACGGCGGCCCGGUGUUUGUGGCUUGGGAAGAUUUCCUGGAGACUGUGGUAGACGAUGCGUCUCGGGCGCAGUGUAGCGCAACUCAGCUCAACGUUUAUCACGGGAGAAGACGUGACAAAGAUACAACUCCUACAGGCGCCAGACACAAACGUUCCGUCUCCUCAGCAAGUUCGGCCAAGCUUAGCCAUUCAAGUAGUAGUGGCACGCGCACUGAGGUACAUGACGCUUUGGUCGACAUUGUCUUUUCAACAAACCGAGAUCCUAAGACAGGUCUGCCGAUGGCACACCGAGAAGAUGAAAUCGACCAUGUCCAGGCGCAAAUGAUAGUAUCCAUCUGGGCUACUGAAGACGAGCAAUACUUCACUCUCACUUUUACAGCAGGCAAGAGUGAGCGCAUGGCAAGCACACCGUCCGAAGGUACCAAGACCACCAGUCGGACCGUUUCGCGCACACCUACUAGCUACUCGAACAGCGUCCCCUCGGGUCUGUCUUCGAAUUCCAGUUCCAGCUCACGACAGUCCAAUCUCAAGAAAAGUGGUGUUCAGACUCCACCCAGCUCCAACUUCGCUAGCCCAACGACUUUGCCCAAAAUGGAUUUUCCACCCAAGGGUCCGCCUAUGACAUCCUCUCAACACGCAGCACCUACGAUGUUCUCAAAAACAAACAGAUUGAAACAGGCAAUGCUUAAUAGCAUGAAUAUCCCUGCGUACGCAAUGUGGAAAGAUGAAAGCUUCGGAAUCCCAAACAAAGCAGCAAUAAAUUUGAUUUAUCCCUGGCUCGAGGACGGCAAAUGGGAUAGCUCGGAGCAAGCGCGCAACUUUCUUUCGCAUUACACUCUGUACAGGGAAGAUUUCUCCGAGGAGAUACCAUUAGACGACUUCCCUAUUCUGCGACUCAUGAGGGAACGCAAGGCAUUCGAAGGCUAUCGCGUCGGCAUGUACAGCGCGAAGGAUGGGAGCCGCAUGCUCUUUGAUGUUGGCGGUGAGCCCCUUGUCGACGAGAAGGGGGAAUUCCUUGGUGGACUUGUGCUCUUCUACGACGUAACGACAUUCGCCAGGACGAUCAACAAGCAAAGACAACAGAACGAACAACAGUUUGAAAACAUCUGCAACAAAGUUCCUCACUUGAUCUGGCGUACCACGCCCACAGGUUCACAUGACUACUUCUCCGAUCGCUGGUACGACUAUACAGGCCUCUCGCCAGAAGACAGUCUUGGGGAGGGCUGGGUCAACGCUUUCGAGCCUAAGGAUCUCGAAGUUGCUGUUCCAAGAUGGGAGCAUUCCCUGGCAACCGGAGACGAAUAUCUUACCGAGUACCGAGCGAGAUCACGCACGGGAGAGUGGAGAUGGAUGCUUGGCCGCGCCGUCCCAAUGACAGAUGAAUCCGGCAAAAUUGCAAAGUGGUUCGGAACGUGCACCGACAUUCACGAGCUGGUCAUUGCUCGCGAAGAGGCCAAACAGACGCAAGCACAAUUGGAACGAGUCAUUGAGCAUGCAAACAUCACAUUGUGGACAGUUGACACCGAGAUGAAAUUGACCCUUGCGGAGGGACGCCCCAUGGCAUACGAGGUUUCCCGUCAUGAUGAACCGGUGUUCUAUUAUGGCGACAAUGGUUAUACUGGGCUACACAUUUCUGAGGUCUUCCGGAGACAAGGACGGGAAAGUGAGCAGGAAUCAUUCUUACGACCUAUUCGUAAUAUUCUCGCUGGUCGAGUACAAGAAGAGAUCAUUGAGACGCAGAUUUUCACCACGAAGCGUUGGUUCCGAACGCGAUUGUACCCACUCUUACGACAAGAAAGAAAAGGUGGGAUUGAGGGCGAAUCUUACAUCGACGGCGUGGUCGGAGUCUCCAUGGAUGUGACAGGUCAACGCAAAGCCGCGGAGAGGUUAGCCGAGCGUGAUAAGGUGAGUAAAGUGCCACAACUACAACGCUGUUAUGCUUACCGUGAUACAGGAAAACGCUCGACUUAUGGCUCAAAGUGUCGCAGCCAAAGAGGCCAGCAAGAUGAAGAGUCAGUUCUUAGCGAACAUGUCUCACGAGAUUCGAACUCCGAUCGCUGGCGUUAUUGGAAUGUCCGAGUUGCUCCUAGACGAUGAUAAUGGGGAGUUGAGCAAGGAGCAAAAAGAUUGUGCCGAGAACAUCCAACGCAGUGCGAAUGGAUUGCUGACGGUCAUCAACGACAUCUUAGACUUUUCGAAAGUCGAAAGCGGACGACUCGACAUUGAGGAGGUCCAAUUCGAUCUAUCUGUCGUCAUUCGAGACGUGAACAAGAUGCUAGGCUUUGCAGCUGAGCGGAAAGGUCUCGAGUAUGUGGACGACAUACAGCAUCUCAGUAAGUAUUUCGAUGACUGUGGAGGCUGCUUGCCAUCCGGAACGUUUGCUGAUCAGCACGUGUAGAAUCUUGGAAGGUCAUGGGCGAUCCUGGCCGUGUGCGACAGGUCAUGACGAAUCUGCUAACGAACUCCAUCAAGUUCACGUCAGAGGGCCAUGUUUCAAUGAAAGUCAACGUACAGAAAGAGACCGCCGACAUGGUAGAGGUGCAUUUUACUGUGGAAGAUACGGGCAUUGGCAUUGAAGAGGAAGUGCGAAGAAAGCUGUUCAUACCAUUUUCGCAGGCCGAUAGCUCCACUGCAAGACGUUUCGGCGGCACUGGUCUGGGACUCACAAUCAGCAAGAAUCUAGUGGAACUCAUGCGUGGUGAAAUCUCACUGGAGUCCACCCUGGGGGUAGGUACCAAGGCGACAUUUUGGAUACCUUUCCACAAGGCACCAUAUCAGUCGUCCGACUCUCCACUCGUGGGCCUUGGCAACAUUCCGGACAGGUUGCAGUCGGAAGUAUCUGUUAGUCGGCCUGCUUCUGACCGCAGCGCGUCUGCCACGCCCGCCACGCCAAAGCUCUCUGCGCAUCGCCGUGAUAACUCUGGAUCUGGGAUACCGGGAUACGGGUCAUGGCAUGACAGCAGCCCGCUAGAUCAAGACCUCAGCGUGGAGGAGCGAAAAGCUACCAACGUACUAGUUGUUGAAGACAAUGCAAUCAACCAGCAGAUCGCGCUGAAGACGAUCAAGAAGCUCGGCUUUCCUGUGCGAGCGGUAUGGAACGGCAAAGAAGCACUGGAAUACCUACAAUCGCCAUCCAAAGACGCGCCGCUACCUGAUAUCAUAUUGAUGGACGUGCAGGUGAGUCCGCGACUUCCAUAUCGUUCUCUGAUUUGUGGUAACGCACAAUGUACUGACUCGCGUUUGAGAUGCCAAUUCUGGACGGUUAUAAGGCUACUUACACAAUCCGCAAUGCCGCGCCUUUCGCUCUCAGUCCAGAUCUGCAAGGAACUCCGAUCGUUGCCAUGACAGCAUCAGCCAUCCAAGGAGACAAGGAAAAAUGUCAAACAGCUGGAAUGGACGACUAUCUCGCCAAGCCAGUGAAGAAGACGAACCUCGAGAAAAUGUUGAUAAAGUGGGCGAUCGAAGGACGGAAGAAGCGCGCCGAACUGAAGAAGAAUCCAAGCUUGUUGAAAGCGAGGACAAGGCCAAGCAACCCUUGCCACAACAACUCUUUCACAUCAGAAGGCUCCUCAGCCAUGAACAACGAAGAACUCCUCUCUUCUGAGCUGGACAGACUAGAAGUCUACCAGAAUACCAUCGCCCAAUCCGCGGAAAGCGCAGGCGAUAUGGCACUACGGCAACAGGCAGCCGAGGAGCAAGCCAUUGCCCUGCGAGAUCACGAACUCAUCGAAGCAGGCGAAGAUCCGAAAACUCGGCUUGGGAAGAAGCUGGGGAGUGAGGAUUCCACCUCUCGUCAAGUGGGAGAUGGACCCCCGCCGGGACCCAGUGCGCUGACGGCCGAGAACAUGCAGCGCUUUGCCAUGAGUGAUCCCAGAAUGGCGAAAUUGAAGAAAACAUUGAACGCGGAGAACGAUGAGGGAAGGAGCAGUGUCAUGGCUACUGUUGCGGAGACUGGGAGUCGUUUUAAUGAUGCCGGUGCUGGGACUCCAGCCAAAACGCCUGAAGAGACUGGAACGACAGGGCAUGGGAACGGGACCAAGGGACGAGGGAGUGUCUGA